This is a messenger RNA of Neocloeon triangulifer, 2547 nucleotides long. RefSeq lists its product as uncharacterized. The record is from RefSeq and is a predicted model, not a curated record. The transcript is spliced from 4 exons. NCBI's taxonomy places the organism in Eukaryota, Metazoa, Arthropoda, Insecta, Ephemeroptera, Baetidae. Bases 280 to 1887 code for a protein of 535 amino acids.
GCCAAGUAAACAAAAACACAUGUUUGAUGAGAAAGUGUCUUUUGGGUUUGCGACACUUACAUUAUUCUGCUUGCUGGUCUUAUUGGCUUGCUGUUAUCCGUCCACUUUUUCUUGCAAUUUUUAUUGAAUUCUGUCUCAUUACUUUAAAAUUGGUCCAUCGAAUCAGCCGAAUUCUCUGGCGCCGUGAACAAAUAUCAUAUCUCAUAUCAUUCAUAUCCGUGAGUUUGAAUCACCAACAGCAUUCUUUAUUGUGAGACAAUAGAAAAAAGAGCAAUUGACAUGGCAGCUACCACGUGGAGUGUGUUUGAUCAGAAGCAACUUCUGAGCAUUGCCAAAGCAAAGCGGUCCAAAGCUGAAAACCUUCGACCCUUGCAAGUUCUAGCUCUGGAGAAAUUCGCAACGCAUCCUUCAACUCAACCAGCAUCUCUGUUUGUGGCAGAUAAUAUCCUAACUCCAGCUUUACGAAUAGAUAUCCUGCUACAUCUUGAAGCCCAAUAUAUCAAAGACGAGAUUAUUAUUGUUGGCUUUAACGACUAUGUCAAGCGCCUCAAUCCUGAAAAUGCAAAUUGGAUGUUGAGGAUGGUGGACAGCCUUUUGGAUGCCUCCAUAAAGUUUUUCAACUUUUCCAUCUUCUGUGAUUACCACUCGUCAGACCAUCAGCGUGAUCUACUAAUUUGGCAGAUGCUGGCCCAAAGAUGCCCUAACUUGGAGGCAGUGGACGACAGUCGCAAACACAGCAGCGAUAGAGGAAAAGGCAAACUCCUGGUCCGAGAUGUUCUGCCCUUUCUGUCUCAAUGUCGCAAUUUGCAACACAUAAAACUUCAAGAAUAUAUAUGUGACGCUAAAGAUUUAGCCGUCAUUGCCUCCAACCACCCAAACCUGAAGACUCUGUGUGUCACCUUUGAGUUGGUGUAUUUUGAGACUCUAAAGAACUUGUUCGCUCUGCACCAUCUUGAAGAACUGAACAUAUCUUGGUAUCCUCGGUGUCAUGUCAAAGACAAAAGCCAGAUGGAAAUUGAUGAGCAAGAUCAUUACUAUCGCCAUUUUAAUGCCGAAUGCCUGGAAAAUCUGCCCAAGUUACGUAUUUGCUGGGGUGGGGAAGCAAACCACAAUAUUCGUUCUUACCGUGGUCAUGGUGUGCUUUCCCUGACACAUUUGAGAGUUUGCCGCGGCAGCUACAAUUUUGAGCUUGUCCCCUGGCUGGAAUACCUUUUACUGGAUAGGCCUUCAGCGACAUCGAACUUCGACUUGGUGGGAAAACUAAGUCAUCUCAGGGAAUUAGAGCUGUAUGAUGUGAACUCGACGUUCGUCAACAGAAUUUUGGAACUUUGCGGUCACAAACUCAAGGUACUGACUAUUUAUAGUUGCCAUGAUUUUUGCCUUAAGCCUUUCCAAGUGCUCUUUCAUUGCCCCCACCUUGUGAAACUUGAACUGAGUGAGUGCUUUGGCUCUAAAAAUGAUGAUCUGCUGUGUUACAAAGAUCACGUGCACAUUGGCCAAGUGCAGCACUUGAAACAAUUAGUCAUGUUUAACAAUCGAAAUGUCCCAUCUGAAUUCACGACAAUCACUCUUUCCGCACCAAAUUUAGAAAUAUUCUACUUCGCUACAAACUGGAAUCUCUCAAAAAAUGAUAUCUCGCAUUUAAUCAACUUGUUGAUGGAAGGGCGCAUUUUGCAGAACCUCCAUACAUUGUACUUCUAUUAUGAAGACGAGGAAGAAAACCCAGAACUAUUUAAAUUUCUUUGCAUCCUCGUCAGUCACGCACCAAAACUAAAAAAAUUGGAAAUUUGGGGCUCAAAAUUUGGUAUAGAGUUCAGCAAAAUGGAACUGAUUAAGGAGCUUUCUAAGUUUGAUGAUUUCCACUUUGUAUUGGAUAUAUGUGAAUAAUGAUGAAUUAAAAUAAGCCUUCUAGCCAUCAGGAAAAGUUAGACAAAUGCAAAAAUAAAAAUGGAAAAUGUUUUUGGUUAUAUUUCAAGCGGUUUUGUGGCUAGUAAAAAUGCGCUUGGCUUAAUUGGACAAGGAUGGCUUAAGAGUAUUUUAUGAGGUUGCAUUGAAAUUUUGGGUGCUAUAAUGAAUUAUGCCAAAACAAAAUAUUUAACAAGGCAAAAAUGUGAAUCAAAAAUCCAAUCAAAGAAAUUUUUUCUUAAUUGCAUAAAUUCUUGUAUGGCAAAAAACAGUUAUGUUACGAUAAAAAGUGCUGCAAUUGAUAAAUAAAAUACCAGAGUAAUUAAAUUUUUAUUUUGUGACAUUUUUUUUGUUUUGCAUCUCUGAUGUAGUUGAAUUUAAAAAGUAAAAACUAGGGCAAAUAAUUGGAGCAAAAUUUCAUUUUAUUUCAGCGUUCAAAUAGCUUAUAUUUUUAUGGUCUGGCAGCAGGAAUAUUUGCUGCAAAAACCUUGUAUGCUUCCCAGCAUUCGGCGUUGGUGGGAGCGAUAAGUGAGGCAGGAGGGUUGAAGCCUGCAAGGCCGCCGCCAGGCAGCUCAAUGGUGUAAGAGAGGGGCACAUUGCCUUGUUCGUAGGCCCAGUCGUGGCUUGUUCCAUAAGCGAAAU